AUGGAUUCACUGAUGAUCUCAUUGACAGGAAAAACCUGUGGGAUUGGAAUCCAUCCAACUGCCGGAUUUUUCUGCGUGAGAGAACAAGGCACAAACGGAAGUCCUUUCGGAAGUGAUUAUAUGCUCGUUACAGCUGGAUUUGUUAUUUCUCUGACCCUCGUUUUUCCUUUGGGUAUCAUGGAACUUGUUGACAAUAUCAAAGUUCAAAUUGCUUCUUUCAUGAUACUAUUGUUCACUUUCAUAUCUUGGCUGAUCACAUUUAUGGUUCGUGGACUUAAUAAAGAUCUUGUUCCUAUUGUGGGUUCUGACGAGAGUCGGGUUGUUGGUGCGGUGUUGUUCAAUUAUGCAUUUAUCACAACAGUACCAAGUUGGAUUAAUGAGAUUAAUCCCACGGUUUCAAUUCGUAAAUCGAUCUGGUACUCGAUAGCAAUUUCAACUGUUCUAUAUGUUUCCUUGGGGAUCUUUGGAGGAAUGUCAUUUUAUAUGGAUCCAUCUUCAAACAUUAUAGCUGUCAUCAAUAGUUCCUCACAACGAUCCAUUGUGAAUAAUAUUACGACUUAUCUAUUUCCUCUGGCCGCUUUAAUAUCAAGUAUUCCAGUGUAUACAAUUAUUGUGCGAUAUAAUCUGACCAACGAUAAUUUUUGUAACAACAUCACCGCCACUCUCUUGUCAAACUUCUUACCUUGGAUUAUCAUUAUACCAUUCCAAACAGGAUCUUGGCUUAAUGAGUUCAUGAAUUGGACGAGUCUGAUUUUUUCUACUAUUAGUAAUUUCAUCAUUCCGUUUUGGUUGUAUUACAUCAGCCGAAAUCAAAAACAUCUAAAAAGUGACGAGGAUAUUGCAUCGAAAGUUGUCACGUCUGAUGACAUUUCUGUAAAGGCAAAGAACCUUGAAAGAAAGUUAUCCCUUAUAUCCGAUACAAUUUCAAUAAAAAGUGUUUUCCUAACGUUGGCCGAUGAAGAAUUGUCUGUUCGUUCUAAAGCAAAUGACAAUAGUAAUUUGCUAUCACCACCAAUUGUGAUUAGACCACCUUCACCGGGAGUAGAGCAAAACACGGGUUAUAAUCAUACUGAUUUGCGCUUAUCUCCAAGCACUACUCCAAGGCGAAGACGAUCUCGAGAUUCCACACAGUCAAGAAUCCCAAAGCUAGAUGAAAAAGAAUCGAAUGACGACAUAGUGGUUGUGAUUAAUACCGCUAUCAGUCCAAAACAAACGGACUCACCAAUAUACUGUAGUAGCCCAAUACAAUUGGAACCAUCUGUAUUAAGUAGCAGUCCCAAGGAAUUUGAACCACAAACAUUUUUAAGCGUACAAGUACCUCAGAUUCAAAAUCCACGCCAUAUAUCAGGUAGUGACGGCGGUGGAAAUAACGAUGCAGGAAGUCCCGUAUGUUCAACGCCGGCUACCUCAACAACGACCGAUUUAAAUCAAGGGCGACACUUAUCGGCACGACCCUCGUUAAUGUCCCGAACUAGUUUUGGCCGUAAGAAGUCACCAUCUCGGCCAACAAUAGUAAUAACACCCCCCAUAUAUAUAAGUGAUGAAAACAACAACAUAUCGGCAGACGCUCAUUGUGAAACUCAUAGUUUAUCUAUAAAUUCCGUUCAUUCAAGUCCUAACACAAAUUGUCCUCCAUCGCCGAUAUCAAUGUACGAAGAAUUUUAUGCUCCAUCAAUUCAAAAAAGCAAUGUCACUAGUCUUUCGGAGACGGACAAUAAUAUGGGAGUCAAUAAUAAACCUGGUGAAGUUUUUAAAGCAAUUCCCUGGCUGUCAGCAGAGAAUGGGUUAAAGCUAGCCGUCGGAUGUGGUUGUACGGCAAUCAUAAUGAUUGGGGGAAGUUUGAUAUAUGAUUUUGUGGCUUUGGCAAUGGGUAAUAACGUGUUUGGAUAG
Molecule: messenger RNA, 1890 nt
Organism: Acaulospora morrowiae
Lineage: Eukaryota; Fungi; Glomeromycota; Glomeromycetes; Diversisporales; Acaulosporaceae
Source: the annotation of a GenBank genome assembly